Phycodurus eques (leafy seadragon) is the source of this 1318-nucleotide messenger RNA. RefSeq names its product H-2 class I histocompatibility antigen, alpha chain-like. The record is from RefSeq and is a predicted model, not a curated record. The coding region runs from base 1 to 600 and encodes 199 amino acids. The transcript is spliced from 6 exons. Gene Ontology annotation, cellular component: external side of plasma membrane. Gene Ontology annotation, biological process: immune response. NCBI's taxonomy places the organism in Eukaryota, Metazoa, Chordata, Actinopteri, Syngnathiformes, Syngnathidae.
AUGACGCCUGAUCCUCGCUCCUCCGUCUUCAUGUUAGCUCCUCCCACCAGAGAUCCCAUCGAGGAGACUGACAGAGGAGCGAGGCGGGAGCAGCUAGGAACUUUACGUGCAGAGCUUCCCAAUGUGUCACUCCUCCAGAAGACACAGUCUUCUCCGGUCACCUGCCACGCGACCGGUUUCUACCCCAGCGCAGCCGUCCUGUUUUGGAGGAAGGACGGCGAGGAGCUCCACGGGGACGUAGAGAUUGGAGAGACCCUCCCCAACCACGAUGGAACCUUCCAGACGACGGCUAACCUGAAAGUGGAGGUGGCGGCCAACAUGGAGGGCCAGUACGAAUGUGUCUUCCAGGUGUCCGGUGUCAAGAAUGACACCAUCACCAAGCUGGAGAAAAGGCGCAUCUUGAGCAAUGCGCGCAUCCAAGAAGCAGAAAAGAGGAAGUUGAUGGUGGCCAUCGCUGUCCCGUUGGUGAACCUCGCUCUGGUGGUGGUGGUGGUUGUGGUCCUUGUCAAGGUUUACAAAAACAGACAAGCUGUUGACGCUGAUUGUGAGCCCACUUCCAAGUCCGCUUUAAAGUCCGUUUCUGAGCCCGUUUCCGAGUGAGACGCAGCAGUCGUCACAUGGUGUUGGAUCACAAGCGAGAUGUCUCCAUGAUAUCGUUUCUCAUCACACUUGGAUUUGAAUAGAGAGAAUGUAUUGGUUUUCACGGAGACGAGUUCUGCAAUCAUGAUGUUCCUGUUAGUGUAACAAAUAGGGAUGUAACGAUAUCUAUAGCUCACGGUUCGGUUUUAUUACGAUAUCAAUCUCACAGUUAUUGCCAUAUUGUGGGAAAGUUCACGGCAUUGCAAUAAGAUUCACGUUAUUCACCGACACUGACUGGGAACUGAACCUACGCUGACCGCACCGAAGUCAGGUGAGCGUACCACUACACCAUCAGUAUAAACCUUGUCAAAAUCGUUUUGCAAUUGAUUGGUGACCAAGUGUGUAUUGUCCACCUGUUAGUAGUAGUUUCAGCUGGAUGAACUCCAGCUUCCCUGUGAACCAAACAGUAUAAGUACAGAAAAUGGAUGAAACAUGAGAGUCCUCAGUUUAAAAAAAAAAAUUGUAUGUUGUCAUACUUCAAAAAGUUAAUCCAACUAAAUUUGUUCUGCCAAGUGAGAGGCUGAUGGAUGCGUCCUUUUUUUGGUCUUUUUUUAAACCGAGCACAGUUUUUCCAGAUGUUACAUCUCUCGGGAUUCUUGAAAUCCUAUCGCCACAAACCCUUCACUUCCUGUAUUACUCCCCAUUCAAUUAACAUCUCAACUCUGGCUUCCAAGUAAGA